CCAUUGUCACAGGGUCGAGAAGGCUUAAAUUCUCUCCACAAUUUUCUAAAUAAAAAAGUUGAAGCACAAUGAAUCCCAAUGGAAAGCAUGUGAUUGUUCGUGAAGUUUGGGCUUCAAAUUUACGUAAUGAGUUGUCUUUGAUACAAGCUGUUGUACCUAGCUGCUCUUUUGUCUCCUUUGACACUGAGUUUCCUGGUACCCUAUUCACUCCCAAUGUUGAUAAGGCCUCUUACUUGAAGUUGUCUCCUUCAGCUAAUUACAAUAUAAUGAAGGCCAAUGUCGAUGUUUUAAACAUCAUCCAAUUAGGUCUUACCCUAUCUGAUUCUAAUGGGAAUCUACCUCAAUUUGGAACUCAUAAUGGACAUGUUUGGCAAUUCAAUUUCUGCGACUUUGAUGUUGAACGGGAUCAACAUAAUGCUGAGUCCAUUCUACUAUUGGAGAAACAAGGGAUUGAUUUCUCGAAAAACAAGAAACAGGGCAUUACAUCUCGGGUUUUUCGUACUUUUGUCUUGAGAUCUGGAUUAUUGUUCAAUUCUCACCUCACAUGGAUCACAUUCCACAGUUCUUAUGAUUUUGGGUUCCUAAUCAAACUUCUAAUCAGGGAACAAUUGCCUCCUAAUAUUCACUUAUUUAGACAAUUGAUGGCUCAUUUCUUUGGACCCAAAAUUUAUGACAUGAAACAUAUAAUUAAGUUCUGCAAUGGUUUAUAUGGUGGCCUAGAAAGAGUAGCUAAGACAUUGAAUGUGGAUCGUGUAGUUGGGAAGAAUCAUCAAGCCGGGUCUGAUAGCUUACUAACUCUACAAACGUUUAUGAAGCUGAAGGAUAUUUAUUUUAGUGGAAAUUCUAAGCUUGAAGCGUUUCAAGGGAUUCUCUAUAGUUUUGAAGUCAAUGAUAUACUACCAAUUACUUCAAAGCCUGAAGAUUCACUAUUGUGCCUUCCGAUGCCAGCAUAUCUUGAUCUCAUCCAUUAG
Messenger RNA from Neltuma alba, 971 nucleotides. RefSeq names its product probable CCR4-associated factor 1 homolog 11. The record is from RefSeq and is a predicted model, not a curated record. The coding region runs from base 69 to 971 and encodes 300 amino acids. Gene Ontology annotation, cellular component: CCR4-NOT complex. Gene Ontology annotation, molecular function: nucleic acid binding; poly(A)-specific ribonuclease activity. The transcript has a single exon. Lineage: Eukaryota; Viridiplantae; Streptophyta; Magnoliopsida; Fabales; Fabaceae.